AUGGGAAAUACAAUUGUGGGUGGUACAGGGGACAUAGGAAAUACAAUUGUGGGUGGUACAGGGGACAUAGGAAAUACAAUUGUGGGCGGUACAGGGGACAUAGGAAAUACAAUUGUGGGUGGUACAGGGGACAAAGGAAAUACAAUUGUGGGUGGUACAGGGGACAUAGGAAAUACAAUUGUGGAUUGUACAGGGGACAAAGGAAAUACAAUUGUGGGUGGUACAGGGGACAUAGGAAAUACAAUUGUGGGUGGUACAGGGGACAUAGGAAAUACAAUUGUGGGUGGUACAGGGGACAUAGGAAAUACAAUUGUGGGUGGUACAGGGGACAUAGGAAAUACAAUUGUGGAUUGUACAGGGGACAUAGGAAAUACAAUUGUGGGUGGUACAGGGGACAUAAGAAAUACAAUUGUGGGUGGUACAGGGGACAUAGGAAAUACAAUUGUGGGUGGUACAGGGGACAUAAGAAAUACAAUUGUGGGUGGUACAGGGGACAUAGGAAAUACAAUGAUGGGUGGUACUGUGGACAUAGAAAAUACAAUUGUGGAUGGGGAUUUCGACUGGUUCGUCGACAAAACAACGGUGUUUCAGCUGCGCUACUCAAACAUCGCCAUUGGUAAGGUUCACUGA
Molecule: messenger RNA, 630 nt
Organism: Mya arenaria
Lineage: Eukaryota; Metazoa; Mollusca; Bivalvia; Myida; Myidae
Product: N66 matrix protein-like
Exons: 2
Coding region: 1-630 (209 amino acids)
Source: RefSeq, a predicted model, not a curated record